Messenger RNA from Megalobrama amblycephala (Wuchang bream), 1306 nucleotides. Its product is annotated as HLA class I histocompatibility antigen, alpha chain E-like. The record is from RefSeq and is a predicted model, not a curated record. Gene Ontology annotation, cellular component: external side of plasma membrane. The coding region runs from base 276 to 1262 and encodes 328 amino acids. Gene Ontology annotation, biological process: immune response. NCBI's taxonomy places the organism in Eukaryota, Metazoa, Chordata, Actinopteri, Cypriniformes, Xenocyprididae. The transcript has 6 exons.
CUCCACAUCUAAAAAACAAUUCUUGCCACUGUGGGAAAAAAAAAAAAAAAAACUCUUUUAGACUAGAUUUCCUGUUUAUUUCUUGUGCCUGUAUGACACUUGACACUUAUGAAAUUUCCAUUUUCCUGUGUGGGCAAUGACCCAUCACGUUAUGUUUGGUAUAAGGUGACUAGUGAAAUUGUACAUGUCAAAUCAUUUUUAUUUUCACAUUUGUGAGUCUGUGAGUCUGCGAGAACACGGUUUUACAGUUUCACGCUGAAACCCAAAGAUCAGGGAUGGCCUCAAUCCAAGUUCUUCUUCUGAUUUCAGCUAUAUCUUCUUCUCACAGUGAAAUACACUCUCUAUCCUACAUGUACAGCGUCAUAUCAAAAUCUCAGAUGUCUGGAGAAAUGUCUGAAUUCUACACCUCAGUUGAACUCAAUGACAUUCAGAUGAGUUUGUGUCACAGUGUGAAUAAAGCAGAUUUCAUGACUCAGUUGUGUGAGGAAUCUGAGAGACUCUUUAAUGAAAGUGAUGAUCUGCAUUAUAAACAACAGUGGCUUCAGAUCAACCUUAAAACACUGAUGAUGAUGAUGGAGCACAAGAGGAAGAGCAGCACACGGGACACAGAUCUUCAUGUUCUUCAGUGGAGGCACGGCUGUGCAGUUGAACGUCACUCUAAUGGUUCAGUGAUGUUUCUUCAAGGCACUGAUGAAUACGCCUAUGAUGGCCAGACCUUGACCUUUGACCUCUCAAUGCACUGGAAGCCUUUAGUCCUUGACCAUGACAUCAUCUGGGACAGAGAAUCAGUUUCCAGCCUGGAGAGGAAAUGUGUGGAAACGUUAACCAGCUUCAUUGAGCUUCAGCGAGAGAGAAAGUUCAUCAUGGAAUCUCGUCCUGAUGUUCACACUCUUGUAAAAGUGUCUGGAUCAUCAGUCAAGCAGCUGCUGGUGUGUUUGGCCACAGGCUUCUACCCUAAACAUGUGCAGAUGGAGAUCAGACACAAUCACACGCUGUUACCUGAUGAGCAGCUGAACUCAGAUGGAAUCAGACCGAAUGCAGACGGAUCCUUUCAGCUGAUGAAGAGCCUGGAGAUCCUGCCGUCUGAAAGAUCUCAGUAUCAGUGUGUGGUGGAGCACCAGAGUCUGACUGAACCACAGAUCAUCAUCAGGGGUAAACAUCAUUCAAAAAAGACAGAUGAAGUGAAUGUCCUCCUGCCGCUGCUCAUUAGGGCCCAAGCGAAAAUUCGCGCAGGGCCCUCUUGUUCUUCUAAGGAUUAUUAGGGCCCAAGCGAAAAUUCGCGCAGGGCCCUCUUGUUUUUCUAAGG